AUUGUAGGUCAGAUAACUUCCGGUGUAGAAAAGAACGUGUCUAUAUGAAAUUAGAUUGUUAAAAACAAAUUUUUUUAUCAUUUCAAAGAUUCAAAAUGAAGCCAUUAAUGCUGCACGGCCAUGAACGUUCCAUUACACAGAUCAAGUACAACCGGGAAGGAGACCUGUUAUUUUCCUGCUCCAAAGAUCACAUACCAAAUAUAUGGUAUGCCCUCAAUGGAGAACGACUCGGAACACUCAAAGGUCACCAGGGAGCAAUCUGGUGCAUGGAUCCAAUUUGGGACACUAGUAAAACCAUGACUGGCUCUGCUGACAACACUUGUAAAGUAUGGGACACACAAACUGGGACCUGCGUCGCGACGAUGGAAACCAGAACUGCUGUCAGGACAUGUGGCUUCUCUUAUAGUGGAAAGACUCUCAUGUAUUCCACCGAUAAAACCAUGGGCCAUCCGUGUGAAAUACAUUUAUACGACGUCAAUGAUGAUGAACAGAUUAGAAGUAAUAAACCAUACAUGGUGAUGAGUCUUCCAAUGGAGGAGCCCAAGAUCACCAGUGCCAUCUGGUCUCAUCUUGACGAUCAGAUCUGUGCCGGACACGAGGACGGUUCGUUAUCGCAAUGGGAUGUCCGGAUGGGAAAACAGACGUACAAGAUGCGUGAACACAACAAGCAGAUCAAUGAUAUCCAGUUAUCGAAGGACACUACCAUGGUGAUAACAGCCUCUAAAGAUACAAAAGCCAAAAUCUUCGAUUGUGCCUCUUUAGAACCUCUCAAGACAUACAAGACAGACCGACCUGUCAAUUCUGCUGCGAUAUCACCCACCAAAGAUCAUGUUGUGUUAGGAGGUGGCCAGGAAGCCAUGGAUGUCACAACCACAUCAACAAGGGUUGGUAAAUUCGAUGCGAGGUUUUUCCAUUUGAUCUUAGAAGAAGAGUUUGGUCGAGUGAAAGGCCACUUUGGUCCCAUCAAUAGCUUGGCAUUUAGUCCAGAUGGAAAGGGGUACAGCAGCGGUGCAGAGGAUGGUUAUGUCAGGGUGCAUCAGUUUGAUCCUGAAUAUUUUGAAUUCGAAUACGAGUAUUAGAGAACGGUUGGCCUCGAAUGAGACUGUUGUUGUUCUGAUAUAUUAGUAACAGGUGUAUCAGGAUUGUGGAGGAUAUGGGUAAUGUGCUGGUGGGAGACUCUGAGUUGAGAGAGCUGACUUUUGCAAAAACUUUAUGGACAGUUUGUUGUUGUGGACAAGUUUCUACGAUUUUGGAUCCUUCGGAAGUCGGGGGCUAUUUUCCUUGUCUGUGAUAUAUUUUGUCAAACUGUAGAAUCUGUGCUUGGAAAUGCUUGGAAAUGCUAAGUGACCCACAUAGAUCAGUCGAGUAAAGUGCUCUAACAGGGAAAUAGCCCCCGGCACAGAAACAAAUGUUUUACAAGAAGAUUGACACCUUGGGUCUGCUAGGAAUAUGAAGAAGCAAAAUGACAUUUCAUCGAUCGACCCUGAUUUGAUAUGUGAUCUGUAUCAUCUUCGUAGUAAUGCCUUCUUAACUUGGUAAAUGGAAUCGUCAAUGAAACAUGUUCGGUAUCCGACUGUAAUAAACUAUUUGCAUAGAAAGAA
Molecule: messenger RNA, 1601 nt
Organism: Lineus longissimus
Lineage: Eukaryota; Metazoa; Nemertea; Pilidiophora; Heteronemertea; Lineidae
Product: eukaryotic translation initiation factor 3 subunit I-like
Exons: 9
Coding region: 96-1079 (327 amino acids)
Biological process (GO): cytoplasmic translational initiation
Cellular component (GO): cytoplasm; eukaryotic translation initiation factor 3 complex, eIF3m
Molecular function (GO): protein binding; translation initiation factor activity; RNA binding
Source: RefSeq, a predicted model, not a curated record